GCAACCUAGAAAUAGAAUCCUGUAAUAUUUUAAAUCUUUUUUUUCUGUUCUGAAACCCAUAUAUGGCAUAUUGUUUUGCUCAAAGAAGAGAGAUUCCAAACCAAAAUGCAACAAAACUACACAAAACUAUUAGUUUUCAACUCUCACUAUAUAUCCCGUCAUACAUAACAUCCAACUCCAUAGGCAGUUAAGCAUAGCUUCACCUCCAGCUUCCUCUCUUUCAUAAUAUCCAGAAUUAAUUGAAAAACUAUGAAUACCCUUUUCACCAUUUUCAUUUUCCUAAUACCCAUUUUCCUUUUCCUUGCUAAAAAAAGAAUCUCAUCAUCAAAGGAUUUGAAACUUCCUCCAGGCUCAUUAGGAAUUCCCAUAAUAGGCCAAAGCCUAAGUCUUCUUCAAAACAUGAGAGCAAAUACAGCUGAAAAAUGGAUUGAAAAAAGAAUACAAAAAUAUGGUCCAAUAUCGAAGCUAAGUCUUUUUGGGAAGCCAACAGUGUUCAUGUAUGGACAGGCUGCAAAUAAAUUUGUGUUUACUAGUGACAGUAGCACCUUGAGUAACAGUCAAACACAGUCUGUUAAGAUGAUUUUGGGGGAGAAAUGCUUGUUGGAACUGAGUGGUAAAGAUCAUAAGAGAGUAAGAGAGGCUCUUAUGUCAUUUUUGAAGCCCGAGUCUUUGAAGCAGUAUGUGGGGAAAAUAGAUGAGGAAGUGAGGAUGCAUAUUCUCAAGAAUUGGCAACGCAAGCAGGAAGUUCAGGUCUUACCCUUGAUGAAGACACUCACAUUCAACAUAAUUUGCUCUCUUCUAUUUGGGAUUGAAAGAGGAAGUAGAAGAGAUAAACUAGUGGAUUUGUUCCAAGAAAUGAUAAAAGGAAUGUGGUCAAUCCCAAUAAACUUGCCCUUCACACGCUACAACAGCAGCCUCAAAGCAAGCACAAGCGUCAGAAACAUGUUAAAAGACCUGAUAAGUGAAAAGAGAAUGCAACUUGAGGAACAGACUGCUAAUUCUCACCAAGAUCUCAUAACUUGCUUGCUCAGUAUCAGCAAUCAAAACAAUGGAGAAGCAAUUACAGAGAAGGAGAUUGUGGAUAAUAGCAUGCUAGUUAUGACUGCUGGUCAUGACACUUCCUCUGUUGUGGUCACUUUUUUAGUCAGGCUUUUAGCUAAUGACCCUUCUGUUUAUGCAGCUGUUCUUGAAGAACAGGAAGAGAUAGCUAAGAGCAAGAGCAAGGGAGAGUUCUUAACCUGGGAAGAUCUUACCAAGAUGAAGUACACUUGGAGAGUAGCUCAGGAGACAAUGAGAAUAUUCCCUCCUAUCUUUGGUGGUUUCAGGAAAGUUGUAAAAGAUAUAGAGUACGAUGGAUACCUUAUUCCUAAAGGGUGGCAAAUAUUCUGGGUUACAAGCAUGACACAAAUGGAUGACAGCAUAUUCCAGAAGCCGCAGAAGUUUGAUCCAGCAAGAUUUGAGAACCCAUCUUCGAUUCCACCCUAUUGCUAUGUUCCGUUCGGAGGAGGUCCUCGGAUUUGUCCAGGAUACGAGUUUGCAAAGAUCGAAACGCUAGUUACAAUCCAUUAUCUGGUCACUCAAUUUACAUGGAAGUUGUCUGCUGACAACUUCUUCAGAAGAGAUCCAAUGCCAGUUCCAACAAAAGGAUUACCCAUCCAGAUCACCCCAAAGCAUCAAAUCUUGUAAUUGUCGCAUCCUUCUGAUUGAUGCAUGUGGUAUCUGAUAGGAAGGCCAGAAGAAAAGACCUGUUGUCACCAGCAGAAUGUAUGUUGCUUAUUAUAUAGGAAUCUGAUUAAAGGAACUUCGAAGCAAAUCCAAGAAUAAAAGCUAGUGGCAAAACACCAGACUAGUUAAGCUGAAUAUGAAACACUUCGACUAUACAAAAUUAAUGAAUUAAAGAGUAUAGUUCUGUCUA
Molecule: messenger RNA, 1915 nt
Organism: Jatropha curcas
Lineage: Eukaryota; Viridiplantae; Streptophyta; Magnoliopsida; Malpighiales; Euphorbiaceae
Product: cytochrome P450 716B1
Biological process (GO): sterol metabolic process
Molecular function (GO): iron ion binding; monooxygenase activity; heme binding
Source: RefSeq, a predicted model, not a curated record